AGUUAAUUAAUUAAAAUGUCAAGUUUGUCACCAUCCACUGUUGUUGUUUGUGUUUGUAUCACAAUGGAAAUAUAACCUGGUAAAAUAAUAAUUAAUCCAAAAUAUAUAUACAAAAUUAACAAGUGAAUAAUUUGUAAUGAAAUAACAACACAAUUAAUUAAGUAGACUUCGUUCAAUAAUUUAUAAAUAAAGACAUGUUUUCAAAUGGUUUGACCUGCAACUUACCUUUCAGUUGUAUGAGCGUUAGAGACACUGGUUCCGAUGAGCUACUUCCAAGUAAAAUGUCUCGGGAACCUGUGUUAUUAAACGUUUAUGACAUGUACAAAAUUAAUGAAUUUACUAGCAACAUUGGAAUAGGUGUAUUUCAUUCUGGUGUUGAAAUAUAUGGAACAGAAUAUGCAUAUGGAGGGCACCAAUAUUCAUUUACUGGUAUUUUUGAAAAUAUACCAAGAGAUGAAAAAGAAUUAGGAGACCAGUUCAAAUUUAGACAAACAAUUCACAUAGGAUAUACAGAUUUUAAAGAGGGAGAUGUAAAAAUAAUUAUUAAUGAACUGGGAAAUGAAUUUAGAGGCAACAGGUAUCACCUUAUGAACAAUAAUUGCAAUCAUUUUUCUGGAGCCUUUUGUAAAAUAUUAAGCGGAAAUGACAUCCCUCCUUGGAUCAACAGACUGGCAUACUUCAGUAGGUGGGUCCCUUUCUUAGAAAGAUGUCUGCCUAAAGAAUGGCUGAUGCCGAUGGCGUUACAACAUUCACUUAGUUACAGACAAGAUUCAACAUGCUCGGAAGGAUCCACGUCCCCUCUCUAAAUGAUAUUUGACAUAUAUUAUUAUCAUAAAUAAAAAAGGACUAUUGAAAUUCAUAAAAAAAGAAGUUAUGUGUGUCGUUAGUGAAAUUCUCAAACUUUCGGUUGACUUGAGUCAGUUUAUUAUUUUGACUCAUACAGUUUUAUUUUAUUUUAUCAAAGAUGAAUUUUUUUGAUUUUAUAUAUGUUCGCAGGAUAGAUUCUAGAAUUCAAAAUAACUUUAACAUUAACUCAAAUCUAUCGUAAGGUCCAAAAUUUUAAUAAUAAAUCUAUAAAAUUCUACUGUUCAAUAAUUUUAAUGCAGCUUGUUGGUAGCGAUAUACAUUUUAUUAAACUUUACUUAACACUCUAAGCAAUUUUGGAUCGUAUACAAUCUGUCCUGCCAUUUUUAUGCAAAUGGUAAAUUAAUGGUGGUUUUUUGUUUAUCAUUUACUAGACGGUCAUUGAUAUUAGACUAGCGCUGUAUGUGUUGACACAUUUUGUUGAUGUAUUAAUGCAUUUAUUUUAUUUAAAACUGUAUUCAACAAAUCUAGUGCCAACUAAAGAGUCUACAUUAUGUUUAUCUCUGCCUUGCUUGAUUGCCACAUAUAUAAAACACCGUGAGUUGCUUCAUUUUAACGAAUCUAUUACACUUUUCCCAAAUAGUAAUUAAAUGUCGGAUUAGACGGGAAUCGCGUCUAUCUACUGCAACAAUAGGAGUAUGCAAUUGAGAUAUGCAUUGAAUAUUCAUCAGAGGAAAAGUGUAAUAGGCCCAUAAACAUGAAGCGACUCACAAAGUUUUAAAUAUAUAAUAAGUUAAGCAGGGGAGGACAUAAUGUAGAAUAAAAAUCGUGUCUUAUUUAAAAAUGUCAUCCGAACGUUAAAAAAGUGCAAGAAAUUCAUAAAAAGCAAUGUUUUCAAUAUAAAAAAUGACAAUGUGAAUCGUUUAAAUUGUACUGGGGUACAAUUUAAACAUUGGAAUGUUGCAGGAUUUACCAGAUGGACAACCCUAUUUUAACAUUUAGAAUUUUAAAGACACAAAAACGUUACAUUUUCGAGAUAUAUCGCAACUAGAAUGAAGCGAUCAGUUUUUCUUGCAAACCAGACGCGUACGUCGUUGUCAAAGUACAACAUAGUUUGAAGAAAAGCAUUAGACACUGCCGAAUUUCUGCGAUUGACUAAAAUUUGUGUGUAAAUCUAAAGUUGAAAUUAUUUUUUAAUUAAUUCGUUCAUACGAUGUUCAAAUAAACGCCUUUGGAACUGAAUAAAAAAUAAAUAUUUAUAUAAUUGGGCCUAAUUUGAAUGUUGCUUAGUAUUUAUUGAAUUUUUAUGUAUAUAAAAGUCUAGUCUUAACAUUUUCACAUUGUAGUUUCGCAA
Psylliodes chrysocephalus is the source of this 2158-nucleotide messenger RNA. The record is from the annotation of a GenBank genome assembly. Lineage: Eukaryota; Metazoa; Arthropoda; Insecta; Coleoptera; Chrysomelidae.